AAGUAGCGGAAAUAGGGCGUUGAGCCCGCCUACAUUCCGGAAACGCCAUCUGAAGCCCUGGGUAGGCUGUUUUCCUCGUGUGUGGCUAAGGAUUUGCGAUACAUGCUGUAAAAAAAGAUCGGCUUCGCGGAACUGGAGACCUGAACAUGGCUACCAUGGAAGAAAGCUUCCCCCGAGGGGGUGAAAGAAAGAUCCAUAAAGCAGAGAAAACUUUCCAGCAGCCAGUGGAACAGGAUAACUUAUUUGCUAUAUCUACUGAAGAAAGAUCCAUCAAAAGGAAAAAGAGCCAGAAAGUGCCAGUGAAAACAAAAAAGUUGAAGAUUGGAAAGGAAGAAAGCAGCAAGUCUUUAAAAGAGAAGUUUGAAAUUCUUAAUGUUGAGUCCUUAUGUGAGGGCAUGCGGAUUCUGGGUUGUGUGAAAGAAGUCAAUGAACUGGAACUGGUGAUCAGUCUUCCCAGUGGACUUCAGGGGUUUGUACAAGUGACUGAAAUCUGUGAUGCUUACACCCAAAAGCUGAAUGAACAGGUGGCACAAGAAGAACCUCUGAAGGAUCUGGUCAGCUUGCCAGAACUCUUCUUACCUGGGAUGCUGGUGCGAUGUGUGGUGAGCAGUCUGGAUGUCACCAAGAAGGGCAAAAAGACCAUCAAGCUCUCUCUGAACCCCAAAAAAGUCAAUGAAGUCCUGAGUGCUGAGGCCCUGAAGCCUGGCAUGCUGCUCACAGGGACUGUGUCCAGCCUGGAAGAUCAUGGCUACCUGGUGGACAUUGGUGUUGGUGGGUCUCGAGCUUUUCUGCCACUGCAGAAAGCCCAGGAGUAUAUUCGACAGAAGAACAAAGGUGCUAACCUGGAGGUCGGUCAGUACCUGUACUGCAUCAUUGAAGAAGUGAAGGGCGGCGGCGGAGUUGUAAGUCUGUCUAUUAGUCACUCGUCCGUUUCUGCUGCCAUCACUACUGAGGAGCAAAGCUGGACCCUUAAUAACUUGCUCCCAGGUCUGGUGGUCAAAGCCCAGGUGCAGGAGGUGACUCCUCUUGGCCUUACACUAAACUUUCUUACAUUCUUCACUGGUCUGGUUGACUUCAUGCACCUGGAUCCCAAGAAGGCUGGAAAAUAUUCCUCAAAUCAAACAGUAAAGGCUUGCAUCCUCUGCAUUCACCCCCGGACCAGAGCUGUGCGGCUGAGUCUGCGGCCCACCUUCCUACAACCUGGGCGCCCACUCACCCGGCUCUCUUGCCCAAAUCUCGGAGCUGUUCUUGAAGGCAUUCCUGUCCAGGGCUUCUUCAACAAAGCUGGGGCCACUUUUAGACUGAAGGAUGGCUCUCUGGCCUAUGCUCAGCUCAGCCAUCUCUCCAACUCGAAGAAAGCCUUCCAUCCUGAAGCCUUCAAGCCAGGGAACACUCACAAGUGUAGAGUCAUCGACUACAGCCAAAUGGAUGAACUGACCUUACUUUCUCUGAGGACGUCUAUUAUUGAAGCACCGUACCUUAGGUAUCAUGACAUCAAACCUGGGACUUUGGUAACGGGUACAGUGCUGACCAUAAAGCCUUAUGGGAUGCUGGUGAAGGUGGGCCACCAAAUCCGGGGCCUGGUACAUCCCACUCACUUGGCUGACAUUCUGCUGAAGAAUCCAGAAAAGAAGUACCACAUUGGGGAUGAGGUCAAGUGCCGGGUUUUGCUUUGUGAUCCCGAAGCCAGGAAGUUGUCCCUGACCCUGAAGAAAACCCUUGUUGAGUCCCAACUACCUCUCAUUACCAGCUAUGCCAACGCCAAACCGGGUCUUCAGACGCAUGGCUUCAUUCUCAGGGUCAAGGACUAUGGCUGCAUUGUGAAGUUCUAUGAUGGUGUGCAGGGACUGGUGCCCAAGCAUGAGCUCAGUGCUGAGUAUGUCCCUGACCCAGAAAAGGUCUUCUACGUUGGCCAGGUGGUCAAGGUUGCAGUGCUCAACUGUGAGCCAGCCAAAGAGAGGAUGCUCUUAUCCAUCAAGCUGUUAAGUGACCCAAACAAAGAGAAGGUUGGACAAAAGCAGAAGAAAAAAGGAGCCAUUAAUGUUGGGCAGUUUGUAGAUGUGAAGGUUUUAAAGAAGACCAAAGAUGGACUGGAAGUGGCUGUCCUGCCCCACAAUGUCCCUGCUUUCCUCCCCACGCCUCAUCUAUCGGACCAUGUUCCCAACGGCCCACUGUUACACCACUGGCUCCAGGAAGGUGACAUCCUUCACAAGGUCCUGUGUCUGAGUCACAGCGACGGUCGUCCUCUCCUUUGCAGGAAGCCAGCUUUGGUCUCUACGGUAGAAGGUGGCCAGGAUCCCAAGAGUUUCUCAGAAAUCCAACCUGGAAUGGUGCUCAUUGGUUUUGUGAAGAGCAUCAAGGACUAUGGGGUGUUCGUCCAGUUCCCCUCAGGUCUUAGUGGACUGGCUCCCAAAGCUAUUAUGAGUGACAAGUUCGUGACUUUCACAAGGGACCACUUUGUUGAGGGACAAACUGUGGUUGCCAAGGUGACCAAUGUGGAUGAGGAGAAGCAACGCAUGCUGCUGUCACUGCGACUGUCAGACUGUACUCUGGGCAACCGGGCUACCACCAGCCUCCUCCUCCUCAGCCAAUGCCUGGAGGAGCUGCAGGGCGUGCGCAGCCUCAUGGGCAACCGAGAAUCUGUGUUGAUCCAGACACUGGCUGAAAUGACAGCAGGGAUGGUCCUUGACCUGGAGGUGCAAGAGGUGAUGGAAGAUGGCUCUGUGUUGUUCAGUGAAGGCCCAGUGCCUGGCCUGGUCCUGAAAGCCAGCAAGUAUCAUCGGGCAGGGCAAGAGCUGGAACCCAGACAGAAAAAGAAGGCUGUGAUCUUAAAUGUUGACAUGCUGAAGUUGGAAGUGCAUGUUUCCCUUUGCCAAAAUCUGGUGAACCGUAAAUCUAAAAAGCUGAAAAAGGGCAGUGAACACAAAGCGAUCGUGCAGCACUUGGAAGAGUCCUUUGCCAUUGCCUCCUUAGUAGAGACUGGCCAACUGGUAGCGUUCUCCCUGACCUCUCACCUCAAUGACACCUUCCACUUUGACUCAGAGAAGUUGCAGGUUGGACAGGGUGUCUCUCUCACCAUCAAGACCACAGACCCAGGAGUGACGGGUCUUCUUUUGGCUGUCGAGGGCUCUGCGGCUAAGAGGACCAUGAGACAAACCCGGAAGGACUCUGAGACAGUUGAUGAGGACGAGGAAGUGGAUCAAGCUCUGGUUGUGGGUUCUAUAAAGAAGCACACCCUGUCCAUCGGGGAUACUGUCACGGGGAAUGUCAAGUCCAUUAAGCCCACGCAUGUGGUCGUGACCCUGGAGGAUGGCAUCAUUGGCUGCAUCCAUGCCUCCCAGAUUCUAGAUGAUGUUCCCAUGGGCACCUCUCCGACUGCCACAUUGAAAGUUGGAAAGACAGUCACUGCCCGAGUGAUUGGAGGAAGAGACGUGAAGACAUACAAGUUCCUCCCAAUAAGUCACCCCAGAUUUAUUCGAACCAUCCCGGAGCUGAGUGUGCGGCCAAGUGAGCUGGAGAAGGACAGCCACACUGCUCUCAACACUCACUCUGUUAGCCCCUUGGAAAAGAUCAAGCAGUAUCAGGCUGGCCAGACUGUGACUUGCUUCUUGAAGAAGUAUAACAUGGUUAAGAAAUGGCUUGAGGUGGAGAUUGCCCCCGACGUCCGGGGAAGAAUCCCCUUGUUGCUCACUUCUCUUAGCUUCAAGGUUCUGAAACAUCCAGAUAAGAAGUUUCAGGUUGGGCAGGCCCUGAAAGCCACUGUGGUUGACUCAGAUUGCUCCAAGACCUUCUUGUGUCUCUCACUUAUAGGUCCUCACAAACUCGAGAAAGGGGACGUGGCCAUGGGCCGUGUUGAGACGGUGACUCCCAACAAGGGGCUGACUGUGUCCUUCCCCCUUGGGAAGGUUGGACAAGUCGAUGAAUUUCAUGUGAGUGAUUCCUACUCAGAGACACCCCUGGAAGACUUUGAGCCCCAGAAAAUUGUCAGAUGUUAUGUCCUGUCCACUGCAGGGUCUGUAUUGACUUUGUCACUGCGAUCAUCCAGGACAAACCCAGAGACAAAAAGCAAAAUAGUAGAUCCUGAAAUUAACUCCAUCCGAGACAUUCAGAAAGGGCAGCUUCUGAGAGGUUAUGUGAAGGCUGUUGAGUCACAUGGUGUGCUCCUCAGGCUUGGCCCCUCCAUUGUGGGUUUGGCUCAGUACCCACACGUCUCCCAGGCCAGCCCAUCCCAGAAGGAACUUUAUAACAAAUACCUUCCAAAGGGGAGACUGCUCACAGCCAAGGUCUUAAGCCUGAACCGCCAGAAGAACCUGGUAGAGCUGUCCUUCCUCCCCAGUGACACUGGGAAGCCAGACGUGCUUUCUGCCUCCCUAGCAGUGUCACUUCCAAAGCAGGGGGGGAAGGCGGGGACAGAGGAGAGAGACCAAAAAGGAAGAGAAGAGAAGAAGAAUCAGAAAAAGAAAGAAAAGCAGCAACAGUCAGGGCAGGAGGAGACAAAGAUGCCCAGCAAGAAGAAAGAGCCCCGGAAACCACAAGUGAAGAAGCAGGGCAAGCGGCUGCACUCUGAGUCAGAAAGUGAACAGGAAAGAGUGAACAAGAAGCAGAAGAAAGCCUCUCCGGCAGAGGAGGAUGACAGCGGUGUUGAGGUGUAUUAUCGGGAAGGAGAAGAGGAGCUGAAAGAGUGUGUACCACCCAAGGAGAAGCACAGCAAGCGAGCAGAGAUGCCCCGGCUGCAGCUGUCUUCUGGCUUUGUUUGGGAUGUGGGGCUGGACUCUCUGACCCCAGCCCUGCCACCUCGAGGAGACAGCUCAGACAGUGAAGAGGAUGAGAAGCCACAGCAAGCCACGAAGAAAAACAAGAAGGAAAGGGAGUUGGAGAAGCAGAAGGCAGAGAAAGAGCUGUCCCGCAUCGAGGAGGCGCUGAUGGAUCCUGGGCGACAGCCAGAGUCAGCAGAUGACUUCGACCGGCUGGUGCUGAGCUCCCCCGACAGCUCCAUCCUGUGGCUGCAGUACAUGGCCUUCCACCUGCAGGCCACAGAGAUUGAGAAGGCCCGGGCCGUGGCUGAGAGGGCUCUCAAGACCAUCUCCUUCAGAGAAGAGCAGGAGAAGCUCAACGUGUGGGUAGGACUGCUGAACCUGGAAAACAUGUACGGCUCGCAGGAGUCACUCACCAAAGUCUUCGAGCGGGCUGUGCAGUACAAUGAACCUCUCAAGGUCUUUCUCCAUCUGGCAGACAUCUACACCAAGUCAGAGAAAUUUCAGGAAGCUGGUGAACUCUAUAACCGGAUGCUGAAGCGUUUCCGGCAGGAGAAGGCUGUCUGGAUCAAAUAUGGUGCCUUUCUUCUCCGGAGGGACCAGGCUGACGCCAGUCACCGUGUAAUGCAACGAGCCCUCGAAUGCCUACCUAAAAAAGACCAUGUGGACAUCAUCGCCAAGUUUGCCCAGCUUGAGUUCCAACUGGGAGAUGCCGAGCGGGCCAAGGCCAUGUUUGAGAACACACUGAGUACCUACCCAAAGCGCACAGAUGUCUGGUCAGUCUACAUAGACAUGAGCAUCAAGCAUGGCAGCCAGAAGGAAGUCCGGAACGUCUUUGAGCGGGUCAUUCACCUGAGCCUGGCCCCCAAACGAAUGAAAUUCUUCUUCAAGCGCUACCUGGACUACGAGAAGCAGCACGGCACCGAAAAGGACGUGCAGGCAGUGAAGGCGAAGGCUCUGGACUAUGUGGAGGCUAAGAGCUCUGUGGUGGAGGACUAGGGCCCUCCUGGCUGCAGGCAGCCCAACCUCGGGCAGUCGGGUAAUAAGAUACUGCACUGCCUAAAGACUCUUGCUUAAACGCUGCUUUUUUGCAGCACCCAUGAGGUAAUCUUGUUAAGAUAAAAAAAAUAUUUUUUUUAUUAUUAUUUAUAA
Molecule: messenger RNA, 5906 nt
Organism: Erinaceus europaeus (western European hedgehog)
Lineage: Eukaryota; Metazoa; Chordata; Mammalia; Eulipotyphla; Erinaceidae
Gene: PDCD11
Product: programmed cell death 11
Exons: 36
Coding region: 147-5753 (1868 amino acids)
Biological process (GO): rRNA processing
Cellular component (GO): small-subunit processome; nucleus; nucleolus
Molecular function (GO): protein binding; RNA binding
Source: RefSeq, a predicted model, not a curated record